This is a messenger RNA of Owenia fusiformis, 1508 nucleotides long. The record is from the annotation of a GenBank genome assembly. NCBI's taxonomy places the organism in Eukaryota, Metazoa, Annelida, Polychaeta, Sabellida, Oweniidae.
GCGCAACUGUGUUUCGUAACUUUCAUUAUUUCAGAAAUUUCGGAUGGCGAAUGUCAGACAUUUAAUCAAGUUUUCUGCGCCUAGCAGGGCACUGGUGCAGUCAGUCCAGAACCGCAGUUUGGCUACAGCUGCUGCAGCGACUCAAGUUCAGCCUAAACUAAAGAAAUUCUCUAUCUACAGAUGGAACCCUGAUAAAGCUGGUGACAAGCCUCAUGUACAGACUUAUGAAGUAGAUCUAAACAAAUGUGGACCUAUGGUCCUUGAUGCAUUGAUUAAGAUAAAGGACACAAUCGACCCAACUCUCACUUUCCGUAGAUCAUGCCGUGAGGGAAUCUGCGGUUCUUGUUCCAUGAAUAUAAAUGGCGGCAACACACUAGCCUGUUUAUGUAAAAUUGAUGAUAACACCAGUAAAGCUAUGAAGAUCUACCCACUACCACACAUGUAUGUUGUUAAAGACUUGGUACCCGACAUGAGUAACUUCUAUGCCCAGUAUAGAUCCAUUGAACCAUAUCUAAAGAAAAAGGAUAUUGACGAGAAGGAUAUUGGCAAAGUCCCAUACUCUCAAUCCCCAGAAGACAGAGCAAAGCUGGAUGGAUUAUACGAGUGCAUCCUGUGUGCGUGCUGCAGUACAUCUUGCCCCAGCUACUGGUGGAAUGGUGACAAAUACCUAGGACCAGCAGUACUAAUGCAGGCUUACAGGUGGCUCAUUGACUCGAGAGAUGACUUCACAAUGGAGAGGCUAUCAAGGUUGCAGGAUAAAUGGUCUGUCUAUAGGUGUCAUACCAUCAUGAAUUGCACCAAGACUUGUCCCAAGGGCUUGAACCCAGGUCUGGCUAUUGGAGAAAUCAAGAAAAUGCUGUACAAUUUAAGUGUCCCAGCUAAUCAAGAGGCUCGGGCCAAAUAGAGAGACUUGACAUUGAGUAUUUGAGACUAUUAUUUCAUGAUCCUCUAUAGAGACAUAUAGAACGGAGACAACACCAGAUAUAAGAUCCAAAGGACCUGCAUUUGUGGUCAUUGGCCUAGUGUGUAGACAACAGCUAUGUGACUCAAUGCAAUAUUAGGCCUAUUGAAAGGAACAUUAGGAUGUGAUGAUUGACUAUAAAUACUACAACAUACAUGGUGUAAAUACAGACAGACUUAUGCCAAAGUUGAUAAUCCAAAAAUAUCAAAUUGGAAUAUAGGCUACUUGUUGAGUUGUUAAGUUUAAAAAACAUUUUGGAUGAUAAUUGGGACUUAAAAAAUUAUUUAUUUUUAUUUUCGAUAAAUGCUUAGUAGAUUUGAAUAUGUAUUAAUGUAUGUGCAUAAGAAACCUAGCAUGUUAUUAUGUAGUAUAUAAUAUAUGUUAUAGUUUCUAUAUGUACCGUUUCUGUAUGUACUAUUGAUGAUGAAGUAAAGGAUGCAUCAUUGUUGAUUUUACACACUUGAAUGUGAAAUAAUUACUAUAGUACAUGUAUUAUUAAAUAUGUACCUCCUGUGUACGUUUCUGUACAAUAAAUUUCAGAAGACAA